AUGGCUACGCGUAGCAGCUCCGCCGAUGCGGCUCUGGGUGGCGGGGGCGCUGACACGGGCGUCCCCGGCGCUGCUCGCGUCUCUUCCCGAGGGCCGACGCCGGUCCUGCGCAGCAUCAAGCGCACCGUCAUGCAGGAGACAGUCAGCAAAUCCGUCACGGAGCGCAAGGCGAGCACCAAGCAGGUCACGGACAAGACUACGGGUACCGAGCAGCGUCACGACUCCCACAUCCAAACGAACACCAGCGAAGAAGUCAGCAGCAAGCGACAAGAAGAGACCAUCGAGUUGUACGAUGGGGUCGUCCACCAUGCCGCCGGAGUCGCGACUUCCGAGCCGACGCUCGCCGAACGCGUUGCGGUGCCUCACCAGGUGGAAACCUCCGUUCCGGACCUGACCGGAUUCAGCGCGUCCUCCCCUGAGAAAAAGACCAAGCUCCCGGUGACCAUCCGUGUGAAGGACGACGAACAGGCGGCCCCCGAGGUCAAUGCGGCGGGCACACCCGAAGAGAGUACUUUGCCGACGACCUCCAUCCUACGUUCCAUGUCUCAGGAUGACUCGGAGAAGCGGCCGGGCCACAGGCUCGGCUGGCACCAGGAGGACAAAAUCCAACCGUUCAGCCGGUCCCUGCUUCCACCCCCGGUUCCAAGAGAAGCUAAGGACGAGGAAGAAGAGGAUGAAGUCGCCGAACCGCCGCCUUCCAGACUCAACAUGCGACGCAAAGACUCGAUUGCUGUGACCAAGCUUCGCAUCAUGCGACAGCAAGAACAUCCGUCGCUGGAAGAAGAUCUGACCGAAGAGGAGUUGAGCCCGACCUCCCCCGAUAAGAAACACCCGUCUUUUCUGCCUGCUACGGUCAUCAGUAUUAUCUCCGAACAGGCCGAGGAGGAGUCGGAACUUCCCGUCUCCGCCUUUAACCACAAGCCUGACGUUCCAAGCGAAGAGCAGCCUGUGGCGAGUUCUACGGAGGCGGUUCUUGCAACGAAGGUACCCGAGACGGCGGUUGUCUCACUAGAGGAGCACUCGUCUGAGACUACGCUGGAACAAGCAAAACCUGAUUCAGAACAAGGGAAGGAAGAAGUAAAGAAUUCCUCCUCGGAGACCCUCCAAACUUCACAGAGGCCGAUGCGCGUCGAGGAGAUCGAUAGUACGACUGAUGUGGUGUCAUCGAAGACUGAGAAGGUAGCAACGUACGAGAACGCGAGUGUUACUAGCACCGAGGUCAACCAAGUGGUGAAGAAGAAACAGUCCUCGCUCGAGAUCGUUGGCCAAGAAGCGGAGCGUUCAGGGCCUCCUGCUCCGUUGGUAGCCACGGUCGUGGAAGACGUUUCAACUCACCUUCAAACGCCCAUGGACAAGAAAGGCGCCAAGAAGCCCAUGUUUAAGGAAGAUUAACGGACCAUCCCACCAUCUUCCUCAGCGAAGAGAAUGUGUUGCUCCGUUCUGUGGUAUACGAUCAAUCUGCACCUCUCUUUUUUCGGUUCAGCGAUGUGUAGAUGUGUCUUUUCGACGUCGCUGGCCGACGGUGCUCCGACGCGAAGGUAACAAUCUCCCUCAAACACCUUUCAGUUCUGCUUUUCCUUUUCUUUUUAGCCUGUGCCCCGUGUAUUUUAUUGUUCAGGUUCGGCUUUCAAUUUUUGAGUCUUGUGGUGCCUCCCGUCGUCUAGCGGGAGUGUCAAGCUGUGAAGGGCAUCGGGAUCGCUUCAAGUGCGCGCAAACAAAGGAAGGGGGCCAAGCGGCGCUUCGCAGCCGCGAAUCGCUCUGACGGCGAGGCCGGAAAUUUCUGCAGCUGACGUCGAGUGUCGAGUUUCGAGGAGGAUUUGUUGAGUGGAUGGGGUGGGGCUUGGCCGCCCCCUUUGGCGGUGCGCCCGCCUAAGCGGCUCCUCGUUCCCGAGGUGCCUGUUUGUUCAUCCCUCCGUUUUGGAAGGCGAUCCGACCGAGUGGCCCCGACGUGAGGGCUCUUGUCCAAAGGCUAGACACCAGCGCGUCCAGGAAAA
This is a messenger RNA of Ixodes scapularis (black-legged tick), 1994 nucleotides long. RefSeq lists its product as uncharacterized. Bases 1 to 1392 code for a protein of 463 amino acids. NCBI's taxonomy places the organism in Eukaryota, Metazoa, Arthropoda, Arachnida, Ixodida, Ixodidae. The record is from RefSeq and is a predicted model, not a curated record. The transcript has a single exon.